AUGUUUCAUUCAGAGGCUGAGUUAUGGAGUCUCCUUAGAGGCUUCUGGAGAAAUGAGGAAACAAGUAUGGAGACAGUGAAGAAGUUCUUGGAGAAAGAAGGUGAAAUGGCAAUGACAAUGGAUGGGCUGCCAGACAAGUUCUUUGAGUCCUUUAUCAUGGAAGGCAUUAAAGUUGAUCUCCUUGAACCCGGUCGUAUUAUUUGUUUCUUCAAAGUACCCACCACACCAACCCCCCCGCCCCACCCCCCAACACCCCACCCCCUCCUCCUCCUCCUCUCUUUACUAAAAGGAGGCAAUUUCAUGCACGGUGGAGCAUAUGCUUACCCUGGUGAGGAAGUUGAGAUUGAGGCUAAGGCUUUACGAGUUUAG
Messenger RNA from Prunus dulcis (almond), 369 nucleotides. RefSeq lists its product as uncharacterized. Gene Ontology annotation, molecular function: fatty acyl-CoA hydrolase activity. The transcript is spliced from 2 exons. The coding region runs from base 1 to 369 and encodes 122 amino acids. The record is from RefSeq and is a predicted model, not a curated record. NCBI's taxonomy places the organism in Eukaryota, Viridiplantae, Streptophyta, Magnoliopsida, Rosales, Rosaceae.